This is a messenger RNA of Rotaria sp. Silwood1, 432 nucleotides long. NCBI's taxonomy places the organism in Eukaryota, Metazoa, Rotifera, Eurotatoria, Philodinida, Philodinidae. The record is from the annotation of a GenBank genome assembly.
AUGGAACCAACGUUAUGUUUUGUUUUAUGUGAAACACCAUUUAUUUAUAUACAAGACGAAAUUUGUCGAUGUUCAGGUGGUGGUCUAAUGGAUCAUAAUCGACAGAGAGAUGAAUAUUGUACAAUACCAUGCAGAAAGCCAGACUAUCAACAAGUUGAAACAGUUAAUACAUGUGGAGGCAAAGGAACAUAUUCAGCUUAUGCUGAAGAAAACUUUUAUACUCAACAUGCUCAUUUAUUUAACUUUCGAAUUCAAUUUAUAUCAUGUGAAUUAUGGAAUGCUUCGGGUUAUUAUGAUACGAUACAAGUUGAAAUAGAUAAAUCAUCUGUAAAAUCUCCAUUGAAUAUAUUGGAACGAUGUGCAGCUGCAUGUCUUGAUCAAAAUGCUAAGACAAAAUCAAUAGGUAGAAGAAAACAUGUAAACGACAAAUAA